Molecule: messenger RNA, 1099 nt
Organism: Drosophila rhopaloa
Lineage: Eukaryota; Metazoa; Arthropoda; Insecta; Diptera; Drosophilidae
Exons: 2
Coding region: 64-879 (271 amino acids)
Source: RefSeq, a predicted model, not a curated record
UCAUCUCUAUCCUGCACUAUAGUAAAUAAAUGCAUUUUAAGUAAUUGAUAAUAAUUUGCUAAAAUGCAAAACAACUCAGAGGAAGCGGGUGAUUUUCAGUUGACAAAAAGGCAGGGUCGCCAGCGAAGGAAGCAGACAAUUUGGACGCGCGAUAAGAUCGCCAAACUAAUUGAACUUUACCGAUCAUCGGAUUGUUUAUGGAACCAUUACUCGGAUUUAUAUAAAAACAAGGAUUGUAGAGCAAAGGCCAUUGAUACCAUUUGCGCGGCCGUCGGAAUAACAAAAAACGACUAUGGCAAGAAAAUACACAACCUACGCAACCAAUAUAACUCGGAACUUAAAAAAUUGGAGCGACGCCUGGAGGUAUCAGAAAGUACUUCGGCGGAAAAGAUCUGUCGCUGGGAGCACUUUAAGUCCCUGAUGUUCCUACGUUCCGUUAUAGAACCCCGACCAGGAUAUCAGCAGGGUCCCCAAUGCAAAAAACCAAACACAAAGCUGGACUUUAGCAACGCCGAGCCGGAUUUGCCAAAACAGAGCCAAUCCUCAAUAGAAAACUUGGAAUCAAUGAUUUUAGAUAACGAUGCAGAAAUUGUUGAGCUACCAAAGCUCAACGAACCCAUUCCCGCGCCAACGGAAACUGCGCUGACCGUCAAGUUAUCAGCCCCAGGUCGGGUAGCAGAAGCACCCACUGUUAUAGCUCCUGUCCAUGUCCCACCAAGUCGUCGCGACCAAUGGGAUGCCUUUGGGGAAUUAAUCGCCAGUGAAUUUCGCAACCUGAACUCUGAAAUUUCGCGCAAGAGGCUAAAGCGGAAAAUCAUGCAAGUAAUGCUGGAAGUCGGGGAAGAAGAUGAUUUGGAGUACCCAAUCACAAACAGUUGAUUUGAGUAUAAAGUAUAAAGAGCACAUGUUGUACAUAUUAAUAGAGUAGACCUCUUUAAAUUUAAAUAUUUAGUAUAUUCAGCACACAGACCACUCAAAGAGCAUUGAGCGCAAGACAAUUUGUAUGUACAUUUUAAGCCCUAUUCAAAACAAAACGGGAGUGGACAAAACUCCGCCUUUUUAAGCAAUCGAAAAACAAACUUGAAUUUGCUACUGGUAA